This is a messenger RNA of Quercus lobata, 630 nucleotides long. RefSeq lists its product as uncharacterized. The record is from RefSeq and is a predicted model, not a curated record. The coding region runs from base 91 to 444 and encodes 117 amino acids. Lineage: Eukaryota; Viridiplantae; Streptophyta; Magnoliopsida; Fagales; Fagaceae. The transcript is spliced from 2 exons.
CGCCAAAUUAAGCCCUCCCAUCCCCUAUAUAUAUUAUUAUCAGUCAUUUUCAAUCGUAUUAAUUCAUUCUACCUUGUAGAGAAAAAGGGAAUGGGAAAUAUGAUGAAAGGCUCAAGGGUUUUCAUGCUUUUGCUAGUGAUCACCAUGGUUGUUUUAAGCAUGGAGGAGGGUGUAAAAUUGGCCAAAGCUGCAGGACCAAGCGCUGCGCAAUGCAAAGAGGAGAGGAGGCUUGGGAUUAAUGCUUGCAAGCCAGUUGUUUAUGGCAAGCUUCCAACGCCAGAGUGCUGUGAGCGUGUAAGGGUUACCCAUAUUGAAUGUGUUUGCACUGUCGUUACACCAAAGUUGGCUGCCCUAAUUGAUAUCAAUCGUGCAAUUCGCCUCAUUGAAGGUUGUGGUCGCAGGGUUCCUCGCCACUUCAAAUGUGGGAGUAUCACUACUCCAUGAAUCAAAGUUGCUAAUGCUUUGUUGGCUUCCUUUUCUGGUUACUAUAAAAAUAUGAUUAGCUAUUGUCAACGUGGUUGGAGAGAGGAUGGGUAGCCUUGGAUCAACAGAUAAUAAUGGAUUAUUAUUAUUAAUAAGAAGUUCUUGGGUUAUUUCCCAGCCUCAUGAUUGAUGAUUAUGUAAUGUACU